Oxyura jamaicensis (ruddy duck) is the source of this 2933-nucleotide messenger RNA. It is a transcript of the gene TUB, whose product is annotated as TUB bipartite transcription factor. Gene Ontology annotation, cellular component: cilium. Bases 360 to 1955 code for a protein of 531 amino acids. The transcript has 13 exons. NCBI's taxonomy places the organism in Eukaryota, Metazoa, Chordata, Aves, Anseriformes, Anatidae. Gene Ontology annotation, biological process: protein localization to cilium. The record is from RefSeq and is a predicted model, not a curated record.
CAAGCUGCUGCUCCCGAGCACAGCUUCGCCGAAUAUCUCUUAAGCGGCUUAGAGCUGCUGCUCCGCUUUAUUACCUGAGCGCCUUUGUGCCUGCGGGGUGGCUCAGAGCAUCCAGCCCGUGGGCAGGGACCCCAGGAGCCCCCCGCAUCCCUGCCUGCGUCCCACCCCUGUGCGGGCAGUGGUUUGCUCCGUGCACCUGCGGCUCGACGCAGAGCCACCACUGAAUCGUGGCCCCGCUGUGCAAGGCCGGAGGCACCCGCCUGCGGGGCCCGUCCUCGGGCAGGUGUUUGCUUUCCAAGCCCAGCAGCCGGCGCCUGUGGGGAGCGAGGGAUGCUGGAAGCGCAGUAGCCGAGCCAGAGAUGGAUGGAGUCGGCAGCAACAGGACCAUGUCUUACAGCAGAUGGAGUUACAACAGUGUUCUGGAUGAUGAGGGAAGCAGCCUGCGUCAGCAGAAGCUUGACAGGCAGCGAGCGCUGCUAGAACAGAAGCAGAAAAAAAAGCGCCAGGAGCCAUUAAUGGUUCAGUCCAACGUGGACAGUCGCACAAGAACACGCAGAACGAAACAUUCAGAAGAACAAGCGCCAUUGGUUGAAUCAUAUCUUAACAGCAACAGCAGCACCAUAUAUCAUGCAGUGCAGGAGGCCGAACAGGAAGAUGUAAAGGUGGUAGUGGAUGCCCAAGCUCCGAAAUCAACUAAAAAAGCCAAGGCAGCAGCUGCAAGCUGUCAGACUGGCAGCACCAGAAAGGAGAAAAAAGGGAAACACAAAGGAAUUGAUGGCCCAGCUGCUUUUCAAGAUGAUGUUCAGAAGACAGGAAGUCAAGUGCAGAUUCUCACGAUUGGACAAUCUAGCCAUGAUGAAGAUGAUGGAGAGAAGAUGGCCAGUGGCCAACAACAGCAAAGCAAACAGGAUCUUAGAACAGCAAUGCAGAAAAAGGAUCCCCAUGCAAAUACAUCCUGGUCCUCUUCCACCUCCCAAUCCAGUCUUGUCGCCCUGGAUCAUGUUCCUGGCAUUUCAAGCAGCAUGAAUUUUGAUGAGGAAGAGGAUGAGGAAGAUGAAGACAGCUCCAGCUCUUCACAGCUAAACAGUAACACCCGGCCUGGUUCUGCCACAAGCAAGAAAUCCAAUAAGGAAGCGGCCUCAGCCCCUAGUCCUUCCACAAAUGAGCCUCUCAUAGAUGUUGAUGACCUGGAGGAAUUUGCUGUAAGACCUGCUCCACAGGGUGUCACCGUCAAAUGCAGAAUCACAAGAGACAAGAAAGGAAUGGAUCGAGGGAUGUACCCUACAUAUUACCUCCACUUGGAAAGGGAGCAUGGUAAAAAGGUUUUUCUGUUAGCUGGAAGGAAGCGAAAGAAGAGUAAAACCUCUAAUUACCUCAUCUCCAUAGACCCAACUGACCUGUCUCGGGGUGGAGAGAGUUUUAUUGGAAAACUGAGAUCAAAUCUUAUGGGAACUAAGUUUACAGUUUAUGACAAUGGAGUAAAUCCAAUGAAAACAACAUCAAGCCUGGAGGCGAGUAUCCUGCGUCAGGAGCUAGCUGCUAUUUGUUAUGAAACAAAUGUCUUGGGGUUUAAAGGACCUCGUAAAAUGAGCGUGAUCAUACCAGGGAUGAAUAUGGACCAUGAACGAGUUUCCAUCAGACCACGAAAUGAACAUGAGACACUGCUUGCAAGAUGGCAGAACAAAAAUACAGAGAGUGUCAUUGAGCUGCAUAACAAAACUCCGGUCUGGAAUGAUGACACUCAGUCCUAUGUUUUAAAUUUCCAUGGUCGAGUCACACAGGCCUCAGUGAAGAACUUCCAAAUUAUUCAUGAUAACGAUCCUGACUAUAUAGUGAUGCAGUUUGGCCGUGUGGCUGAGGAUGUGUUCACCAUGGACUACAACUACCCAAUGUGCGCGCUACAAGCCUUUGCUAUUGCCCUUUCAAGUUUUGACAGCAAGCUGGCUUGUGAGUAAGGGGGUAUGGGAGAGCAUCCUCGCAGAGGAAGCCGUUUGCCAUAUGAUUCCUAAUUCCUGCUGGUGUCACCCAUGGUCCGUACUAAACAGGUCAGGGAAAAUGCAAUUGCGGAGGACCACUGGAUUGCUGGAGAGAAAGUAAAAGGAACCUUCUGAAAAUUCAGGACAUUCAGGAAAUGUUCUCCUUUUUUUUUGUCAUAUUUUUCUGGAAGUGGCAUCAAGUUUGUGUAAAUAGAGGUUCUCUCUCAUGUUCUUGAUGAUGUUAUGGAGAUGUGCCAUGAUGUACUGUACCGUGGCUCUAGUAGCACCAUUAUAACGGUGUGUCUUUUUUAAAUCCAGAAAGUGCGCUCUUGAAAAAUUUCUUUUUACGUUUAAGAUUUAUUCUGAGGCUGCAAUCGUACCUCAAGGUUGCAUUCCUACACUGAAUAAUCAGAACUUGACAUCGUCCAACAUGAAAGAUCACCAAAAAAAAAGCACCUUUUUGAAUUUGCAAGGAUCUCGUGUAGUUUAAAGCCAAGUCUAAGGGUUGAAAACCUAUACUGGACUGAAUUUGAUGCAUUACUAUUGUAUAUGUAGAAGGGCAUGAUGAAUUUUAAUCGCAGUAGGAGGAAAUGAAGAAGUAGAAAGCACAAAAUAAUGUUGCACAAGUCACUUGAAUUCUAAGCUGUCGUUAUGUUUUAACAUCUAUAUGCUUUUUAAAUUUUUUUCAAAUGAAAAUGUAUUGGGAGUACAGAAAAGGAAAAGGGAAACCUCUAGGUGCCAAGAAAGCAUAACUUAUGCUGAAUUUGGCAUGUUGCGUGUUGGGAAUUUAUAGCCUUGUAUUGCUGUGGUAAUUCAAACAUAUUUUGUAUGAAGUGAUAUAAACAGUUGGGUAAAGGCUUUCUGCAGAUAAUCGUAUUAUUUUAAGCAGGCUGUGUAAAGCUGAGGAAGGUAAAUGGAAAUAUUUUAUUAAAUUUGUCUGACCUUUUGCAAAUUUCA